AUGCCGCUCAAAGCACCGAAUUGUUUUAUAUCCGUUGUAAUAAAGCCUUUCAAUUUAGUCAAACCUGGAGAUUCUUUAAUGAGCAUUGCGGCUCGGGUUGGUAACGUAACUCCUGCACAGUUGGCACGCUUUAAUCGACUUGGGAUGUUUGGCACUAGUCAUCCUCCACUUUUUCCUGGUCAACGACUGUAUAUCCCGAACAAGGACGAAAUUUCUGCGCAGAAUGUUCGCCUGCGCCAUCUACCAGGCGCGGCGACACGGGUCCACUACCUGUCCGCCGACAUCUCGAAUCGUGGUGGUGGUAUCGGGGACACCUCACAACGGAGCUGUGACAUCUGCCCCACCUCUGCCACACAGGAUAGUGUGAUGGAGCGCCUCUUCGUCAAGGUCAAGGCCAAACGCGUGCUCCUACCCUCAAAGAGCGAAAUAGGCGGUGUGCUGAUUCUCACUCCGGAUGCUGUCUGCUUUGACGCGGUGGCCACGGCAUCGGCGCUGAAUCGAGCGACGGCUGCCAAGAGACACACCCUCCAGCACCUCUCCUCCGUCACUUCUGACGACGGUGGUGGCGAUGGUGAAAUCGGUUCUUCCUUGGCCCACUCGCCUCCUCCUGAGCCCGUGUUGGAGGCGGCAGAACCCGUCCACGACGUUCUCGCCCUCUCUGUCUGCAUCCCCAUCGCGGCUGUUGUUUCGCUUAACACUCAUGGUGACAUGAGAAAUCUCCUCUCUGGUUGUCGUUCGAAGACUUCAAACAAGACCUCGUUUCCGAAAGAUCUUCCAAUUUCUACCGAAAUCGAGAUCGAUUUACCGGACGAGCUAUCAGAAAAGCCUAAAGCUCCGUCCUUUAGCAGCGAAAAGGUGCAGAGCGUCCACCAGUCAACACCGACAGAGGAGUGCGAGCGAGUACCUCUGCCUGAGGAGGUCUUCAUCUCCAUCGGUAUCGACACUGGGCGCAUCUCCUCCGCGGACUCCGCCACCCUCUGCGAGGCCGCCGCCUCUAGUCUCCACGUCUUUAAAAUUCCACUUGACAGACUUGCAGACAUCCACGACAUCCUGGUGUCUGCCACCAACUCAGCUGCCAGUCAGCUCGCUUCCUCCGACCUGAAUCGUAGUCGGAAUUCCCUCCCCAACCUCCCAUCCGUAACUACGCAAGGCUCAGAGUAUAUUGGAAGAAUACGAAGAAGGUUGAGGCAGUAUACCCUCUCCUCCCGGAGCAAAAAUCUCAACCAGAAACUACCUUCAGUUAGCAUGAUAGAGUCGGCUCUUGAGGAGAUGGAGAAAAACACCGUGGAACUCAACCUAAUGGGAGGAAAAAGCUGCAUUCUGACUGAAGUGAUGCUCAAGGACCUCGCGAAGGGUCUGCCGCCUAACCGAAUAGGCAGUGCGAUGCGACCUAUCUUUUCAACAGCAAAAGACGGUUUCAGUCUAAACACGCUCUACCGGAAGACAAAGUGCGUGCAGGAUGUCAACCUCCUUCUCAUUCUCGACCAACAGGGUGUUGCGUUCGGCGCGCUCCUCUCGGAAAAAAUGCACUGCAGCCAACGCUUCUAUGGCACUGGCGAGAGCUGUGUGUUCCAUUGGAAGGACGGCUUUAAGGUGGGUCAAAUUAUAGCAGUGAGCACUGACGAACCGCCAUAUCGGCCGAUCUUGGCCGGUGUGAAAUGGGAAAACAGCACUCCAGUCUGUUUAAAUAAUUGUGAUUCCACCGGAGUUCAGCGAGUCUUCAAGCGCAUCUUCUACGUGGGGAGAGCGUAUUUCAUGCUAGUCUCAGAAAUGGUUGGCCAUAGCGCGAUUUGGUUUGACGGAGACCUGAAAUAUGGUCGCAGUGAGGCCACAGACACCUUUGACAAUCCUGUUCUUUGCUCCAUACCAAGCGACAGCAAUCGAAGGGCAACAGGCGAGACCAAUCAAGUCAGUGCAGUCUCCUCCAACUCUUCUUCAGUUUCCCUUCACGACACCUGCGGACCUUCCAGUGUAGCCUUUGUUAUCAGCGCCCUCGAGGUCUGGGAGAUGAUUACGUGA
This is a messenger RNA of Echinococcus granulosus, 2019 nucleotides long. RefSeq names its product Oxidation resistance protein. The coding region runs from base 1 to 2019 and encodes 672 amino acids. The record is from RefSeq and is a predicted model, not a curated record. The transcript is spliced from 12 exons. NCBI's taxonomy places the organism in Eukaryota, Metazoa, Platyhelminthes, Cestoda, Cyclophyllidea, Taeniidae.